Messenger RNA from Phycodurus eques (leafy seadragon), 5613 nucleotides. RefSeq names its product phosphatase, orphan 2 (gene phospho2). Gene Ontology annotation, molecular function: phosphatase activity. The transcript is spliced from 4 exons. Lineage: Eukaryota; Metazoa; Chordata; Actinopteri; Syngnathiformes; Syngnathidae. The coding region runs from base 185 to 1039 and encodes 284 amino acids. The record is from RefSeq and is a predicted model, not a curated record.
AGACGACAUCAAGUCGGCUCACUGAGGGGCCGGUUGACGACAUCAGGAAAAUAUAGGUCAAGUUUCUUUUAUCGUCGUUUAAAGAAUGUAUCUGGCCUUUAUACCAUUUUAAACCCUUCAACGCUCUUUGAAGCCGCAUUUCGUCGCGCAGGAAUGGCUGUGAUUACGCAAAAAUAUCCUGAACAUGACCGGGAAAUGUGGGGCUUUAACCGAAAAGCUGCGUCAUGGACACCAAAGUCCAGCUAAAGAAAGCUUUAGUAUUCUUAUUUUUAUUUUAUUUAAUCUUAUGUCAGAUUCCGAACAUUCCGACGUAAUGAAGACGUUGAUGGUGUUUGAUUUCGACCACACGGUGGUUGAUGACAACAGUGACACGUGGGUGAUCAGGUGUCUUCCAGGUCAGACGCUCCCUGACACGGUGAAGAAUUUGUACAGAAAAGGCCACUGGACUGAGUUCAUGGGCAGAGUGAUGGAUUAUAUAGGCGAGCAGGAAGUGAGUAUAGAGAGUGUUCGCGCUGAGAUGGAAUGCAUCCCCUUGACGGCAGGAAUGAGUGACCUGCUGACCUUCAUAUCACGCAACAAGAGCGACGUGGACUGUGUGGUCAUCUCUGACGCCAACGCGCUCUUCAUCGACUGGAUCCUUUGCGCCGCUGGGUUGCGUUCAGCCGUGGACCGCGUGUUUACCAACCCGGCCGCAGUCAACUCGUUUGGCCGCGUGGAAGUGCGUCGCCACCACGCGCACGACUGCCGCCGCUGUCCCAUUAAUAUGUGCAAGCGAAAAGUUCUGGAAGGAUACCUGGCCCAGCGAGACAAGUACAGCCACGUCCUCUAUGUGGGCGACGGCGCCAACGAUCUCUGCCCGGCCUUUUGUCUGAGGGGGCGCGAUGUAGUCUUGCCCAGGAAGGGAUACGCCCUGGAGAAGUUGCUGGAGGGCGAGAAGGACGCUGUGAAAGCCAAAGUUGUCAUCUGGAGCAGCGGAACCCAAGUCCUACAUGAGCUACAAGCCAGUCUGAGCUCCUCAAUGGAUGUAAUCCUGGACUAACCGAGGAUUGAUAUUUUUCCGUAUGCUUAAGUCAGAAGAGGCGCGCAGCUCCGCGCUUUUCUCACUCCCCCUCUCAGCCGUCCACUUAAUUCUAUCAUUUGCUUACUUUGGGUGGAGUAACCCUAAAGUGAAGGCGUUCCCUCUCAUAUCCAGCCUCGCGCAUAUUCUGCCAAAGACUUAAGUGGGUUUCCUCAUGCGCACUCCAGAGGCUGUAGUAAGUCUAGUGCCCCGGGAAGGUGAAACAUCAUAUUGCAUGUUUUGAUUCCGAGCCUCCGACGGCAUGCUGACGGACACCUGGCCUAUAUAGGCUCACCGACUGCCCAACGGCUGUAAUGUGACCCGACCACAUUACGCCGAUCGAUGGCGAAACGUCAAAAAUAAUGUAAUAUGAAUUAAUUUUCAUGCCCGAGCUGCGAGAGGCAUUUUCCUUUCAAACAUGCUGCAUGGUGGCUUGGAAGUAUGUCUGAAAGUGCCGCUCACAACUGCAGUCAUCUUAAUGGCGUUGUAGCGAUUAUGUAUGAAAUAAGAAUUUUAAUUAAUUUAGGAUAAAGUAAUAAGUCGGGAGCGACGUUUGCGUUACUUCCGGUUUAUCGUAAUUUUGAUUUAAUUGUUAAAAAUCAAACUAAUGCCUCAAAGCGGACUACGUCAAAUUUUUCAAGUUUUAAUUUUAGGCAAAAUUACGUCAAAACUUUUUAAUCAGUCUCAUGAUCUGUAGGUUGCUACACUCUACGACAUUUGGAGUCCUAGAUUAGAGAGGUCUACUUAAAUUCAGAACACACACAAAAUACGACCACGAGUGGAAUUUUAUUGUAGAUUUAAUGAAACACACAACUACAAACUACAACAAGAAAGUAACACUAAGGGUAAGCGAAAAAGAAAAUAAGGCGUACGAAAAUGGAAAUUAGGACAUCGUGUGUGGUCGCUGGGUUAAACUAAAUGAGCGUUUAAUGCGUUGAGUCAGAGCGAGAGAAGGCAAAGUUGGGAUUUUGUAUGAAUUUCCCCACAAUUAUUACGCACUGAUGUUGUACAUCACAGUAAGGAUUGCAGUGUCGACACACGAACGCAGAUCAGCUGGUCUUUGUACUCUCACGCAUAGAUUCAUUGUUUCAACUUUGGUCGUAGCAGAUGGGUUGCUUAUGGUUCAAUACAACAUUUUGUACUGUUUGAGUUCAAAUCAUGAACAGCUUUCAAAAUCACGCAGAGGACCUGUCAAAGUGAGAAUAAGGACACAGACAUAUUUCUGCAGUUUGCAAGGUAUAAAAACGGACAUUUUAUCUUCUGUUAACAAACAUCAAAGGCACGUCCACAAGUUCUGCUUGCAGUUCCUCUCAACGCCAGUGGGUGGCGCCUCGCGCAUGGGUGAAUAUUGACCUCGUGGUCUGCUUGAAGGGAGUUUUCCCUCCAAUCUUUUGGUCAGGGAAGGAGUCUUUUGAAGACAGGAAUCAAGAUUUGGCGGGAAGCUGCUUAUUAGGUUAAGGUCCACUUGACGUACACCAGGUAUUGUCCUCGUCGUAUCACAGCAGGGCAUCGUGGAGGAGUGGGAGUUCUCAGGUGGUCGCGAGUCUCUUGACGCCUCAAAGUUGCGGCGUGCAUGUCCGCUACAGAGUAAUGGUGUGCUAGUUCUGGAAUAAUUGUGUUCAUAUUUUCUCUCAAUCAUGAAAUCCGUUGAAAUGACACGGCAGUGUGUGUGCCGCCGGUAUGGUUGCUGGGCAACGCUGGUCAAGAGCUGGCCUUCCAAACGCGGAUUAAAUUACAUAUACAGACCCCUUUCCAAAAAAUUUUAAUAUCAUGGAAAAGUUUAUUUCCAUAAUUCCAUUCAAAAAGUUACACUUUAUAGAUUUAUAGACACAUUAUAGAUUCUGGGUCCGCAAUUUAAACAAUUUCAAGUAUUUGUUUAUCUUUACAUAGUUUGGGCUUCCAACUCAUAAUACCCACGAAAUCAGGAAUUCAAAAAAUGUGAACACAGUGACUAAAUCAUCCCAAAUUUUGCAGGCCAUCAAUGUUGUAAACUGAGUAUCGCACACUAAUCUACUAAACUCAAAGCACCUGCACAGGUUUCCCCCAGGUGUCAUUAAAUUGCUUCAGUUUGGUUCAAUUGUCUCAGUUGGGUUCAAUAUGGGGAAGAACGCAGACUUGACAACUGGCCAGAAGAUUUCUUAGGAUGGGUAAGCCACAAACAUUGAUAGCUAAGGAGGCUGGCUGUUCACAGAGUGCCGUGUCCAAGCUUAUCAAUGGAAAGUCUCGUGGAAGGACAAAAUGUGGCAGGAGAAGAAGCACCAGCAAACAAAAUGACCGUGGGCCCUCAGCGGAUUAUCAAAGAGAGAAGAUUCAAGAAUCUAGCAGCACAGCUUAAAAAAACACCACAUUCAGACGCAUCCAGGAAAUGGGCUACAACUGGCGGGUUCCCCGGGUCAAGCCACUUCGGAGCCAACAUAGGAAGCGUCUCAACUCGGCCUUGGAGAAGAAGGACUGGACUGUUGGCCAGUGGUCCGAGGUCCUCCUAUCAUGGGUGUGUGUUCCGGGUUCUGUACCGAUCUAUGCCCGUCUAUUAAACCUCUCUUUUUGGAAACUGUCCAUUUGUUUUGGAGUCCUGCAUUUUUGGGUCCUAUCCUCUGUUCCGUUCAUGACACCUCUAUUCCGAUGAAAGUAAAGUGUGCCUGUCAUUCGAUAAUCAAGGUCCAAGGGUUUGGAGGAAGAUGGGUGAAGAACGGAAACCAAGCUGCUUGAGUUCCAGUGUGAAAUAUCCACAGUCAGUCAUGAUUUGGGGUGCAAUGUCCAGUGCAGGUGUUGGUAAACUCUUCUUUCUUCAAUCCAAGGUCACCACAGCAGUCUACCAGAAUGUUUAAGAGGACUUCAUGAUGUCUUCUGCUGGGGCUCUCUAUGGAGAUGCAGAUUUCAUCUUCCAGCAGGACCUGGCCCCUGCCUAUACAGCCAGAAGCACCAAAACCUAGUUUGAUGCCCAUGCCAUCACGGUGCUUGACGGAUCUAAACCCCAUUGAGAAUCGAUGGGGUAUUAAGAAGAAAAUGAGGGGCACCAGACCCCCCCAAAAAAAAACUGACAGCAGGCAUUAAGGAAAUCUGGGCUUCCAUAACUCCCAGGCAUUGCCACAGGCUGAUUGUCUCAAUUCCCAACCAAGCAUAUUGAAGAUUAACAAAUUGUUUUGAAAGUACCAUAUUUUGAUUGACUUAAUGUGAGCCCUAAUUCUUUUUCUUUUUUUUUUUUUUGGGUACAAAAACAGAAGUAAAUGGUAAUUUCUUCACAGUAUUCUAAUUAUCUGAAUUCCUCAUUUUGUGGGUUUUAUGAGCUGAAAGACCACAUUAUGUAAAAAUAAACAAACAAAUACUUUAAAUUGUUUAAAUUGUGGGCCCUGAAUCUAUGAAAUCUUAAUUUUUUGAAUCGAAUUAUGAAAAUAAAUAAACUUAUCCAUGAUAUAAUUUUUUUUUUAGAAAGGCUCUGUAUAGGUCACUGAUGGUGUAGUGCUACACUCGCCUGACUUUGUUGCGGGCAGCGUGGUUUCAGUUCCCACUCAGUGACGGUGUGAAUGUGAGUGGAAAUGGUUGCCCUUGUCUAUAUGUACGCUGCGACUGACUAUACCAGUUCAGGGUGUAGUCUGCCUUUCGCCCGAAGUCAGGCUCCAGCGCUCCUGUGACCCUGAACAGGAUAACUGGUGUUGAGAAUGGAUGGAUGGAGGGUCUGUAUAGUCUAGUAUUUAUUAAAUAUAUAGAGAGAAUAGAAAAACACAUGCUCCUUUCAAGUAGCCUGUUCGACAAGCGGUGCCCACAUCUCACUGGAAGGAAGCCAACUCCCGUAUAUCCGCAUGGGGUUAAUCUUAAGAAGUCUGACAUUUCCCAAAUGCAUUUCAAUAGCAUUCACGUCUCAGGAAAGAAAAUCCUCAAAUCACAAAAUACAAAAAUGUUUGGGUUGCCGUGCUAUGGCGUAAGAUUUGUCCCACAAUUACAUACUCGUAACUAGAAAUACUGACCACAAAAGUGUGUUUUGUGAUCACAAAAACAUUUUUUUGUGAGAACUCAAAUUCAUAUUUUGUGUAAAAGUUAUAUUUUUCCACACUGUGUCAUGCAUUGCCCUACGUGCACAGUACACUGCCGAUUCCUCACAGUGUCACAAAUGUUCCACAAUUGUCAACCAAUCAGGAGUUUACUCAUAAAUCAAAUAUUUUUUUCUUAUUGAAAAUAAUUGCGCCCCCACCCCACCCCUCCUCACACAAACACACACACUUGAGUGGUGUAUGUCACGAUCCCAACACAAAGCAAAAAAUAAAAAAUAUCAACCAUGCUCAGAACUUUAAAAACUCAUGUCGGGGCCCUAAGUCAAUGUAACACUGUAUACUCAUUAUUAUGGUACUUUGAUAAUUGAAAACUGCUGCCUAAACAGGCUGCACCAAGUAAAAACAGUCAGGCCUGAACUAAUUGCAUCCUCUGGUGGUUGCUGCCAAGGACUGAAAACAGACUGAUGUUUUGAGAGCCAGAGUCGUAGCCUGGAGCAGCGGAAGCCAAGUCCUUGCCAACUGUCCACAAGCCAACUUGAACAAAAUAAAUCAAAUCCAUUGUUUCCA